Parasteatoda tepidariorum (common house spider) is the source of this 2140-nucleotide messenger RNA. RefSeq lists its product as uncharacterized. The record is from RefSeq and is a predicted model, not a curated record. NCBI's taxonomy places the organism in Eukaryota, Metazoa, Arthropoda, Arachnida, Araneae, Theridiidae.
AAAUUCUUUAUUGACUAUUUGUGGGAGGAUCUUGUGUCUUAUUGCUAAUUAUGACGUCUCAGAAACCACGUGAUGAAACGGCAAAAAAGAUGGUCUCUUAAAAGGCGAUCACCGAUUCGAAACAUUCAGUAAUUUUCUGCGUGAUUCAUGUCACUCAACCAUUGAUUUGUUUGAAGACAAUUAAAGCACAAUGAAGGACAAAAAAGUUAUGAAGACCAGCGUAGCUGCUCUCGUUCUAUUUAUGGCACUGAACAGUGUUCAAUCUCAAGGAUUAAUGGGUGGUGGCUAUAAGCACCGAGGUAAUCAUGCUAUAGAAUUACUUUUAGCCACAGGAAUAUUGGCUAAAUUGUUCAAUCACCGAGGAAAACUUGGGCAUGCUGGUCGUCAAUUUAUGAGCGCGCUUAUUGGAGGACCCCGUUAUCAUCAUCCAAGGUUUGCAAACGCCAGGUUUCCCCUCGACAUGGCUAUUGGUCAUCCUGCCUUGUUGCAAGACGACAUUCUAGAUGCUAGUGCAUUAAGUUCAAUGAAUGUUCCCUUAAUGGACAACGACCUCCUACUCAACCAAGAGAGUUCAUUACUUGCAGCCAGAGCACCACUUCUAAUGUCUCCCUCCACACAAUUCUUUAACGAUGGCCAUCUAUUUGCUGAGGCACAACUCAACCAACAGCUCUUAGCUGCCAGGAGAGCUAGAAAAAUAUUAGAAGCCAAGAAACUUUUGGCAGCUUCUGAGGCGAAGAAUAUUUUAGCAGCACAAAGUGAAGCAAUGCAGAUGUUAGCAGCUGAAGAUGCUGCGCAAGCAACUGCUUUUCUAGCAGCGGAUCAAUCCCGACAGUAUUCCAGUGCAAUGCCUCCCCCAAAACACUUUGUUCCUCGCCAAGUCAAUCAAGGAAAUAUGUUUCAAGGACACUCAGCCCAACAACAACAGGGCAUGUCUUAUAUGGGAGGACAGCAGCCGUCUCAACAAAUGCAAGGCUCAAUGAACAGCUUCUUGGGUUCCCAACCACUACAGAUGCAAGGCUCAAUGAAUAGUUUCGCAGGAUCCCAACCACAACAGAUGCAAGGCUCAAUGAACAGCUUCGCAGGAUCCCAACCACAACAGAUGCAAGGAUCAGCAAGCAGUUUUAUUCCCUCCCAACCACAGCCGAUGCAAGAAUCCUUGAAUAGUUUUAUGGGAUCCCAAUCCUCACAACAAAUGCAGCAAGGUUCUUUGAGCAGCUAUUUGGCAUCCCAGUCUCCUAACCAAAUGCAAGCUGCAGCCAGCAACUACUUCAGAUCGCAUGCAGUUCCACCUCCAAUGCAAUCUUCCUCUGCACGAGCUGAUCAUGUAUUGCACCUACCACCAGGAAUGAGUGAUGCAGAAGCCAACAGAGUCAUCGCCAAUUUGCAUAGAUUUAUAUAAUUAGAAAAGAAAGUCGCUGGCGACUUUUACUCAUUAGGAACUUUGAGUUUAAAGAUAUAUAAUGAGACACCGUUUUUUUUCCAGAGAAGUUGACAUUUAGACUAUGAAACAACAUUGUAAGAGAGUUGACAUCUGGCACGCAAAAAAGUACAAUUUGUGGAUUAACAAAUACAUCAUAAUGAUCACGUAUUUUCUUGCCAUCAACUUUGAUUGAAAUUUUGCAAAGUCAAUACAUUUAGUUAUGAAGAGGACGUAAUGGUACUAUUUUACAUAUAAAAGCGAAUCUUCAUCAAAAUUUAGAUUUCAAUUGGUAAAUGCUGAUAUGCACUAAUAUCUGUGCUAAGAAAUUUUAUUGACUUUGUAUAAUUCAUUUCUAAGUUAAUGAUAGUUUACUUCUAUUAACUACAUAAUUCACUUUUAUUAACUACAUAGUUUACUUUUAUUAACUACAUAGUUUACUUUUAUUAACUACAUUAAAAGAUAAUGCUUAAAAUAAUGCAGAGCUGUAGUUAAAAGAGUUUUGAAGACAUGCUAUUCAUAUGGCUUUGUUUCAACAGAAAAUUUAGAAAAUUAAGUUAAAACAUAUAUGCACUUUCACUUUUAUGAUAUACUUUUAGAUUCAUAUUCAAAACAAAGCCUUAGUCAUUCAUUGUAUUUUGUACAUAGAUAAUAUAAUCAAUACUCGAUACUGAUUGUCUUGUUCGUAAUUAUGUAAAUAUUCUUUGUAAUCGUUUGAAAUAA